AUGCCGAAUAACUCCUCUCAUAUCCCUUCCGGAGCCCAGCGUGCGCUACAAAACUUCGCCAACAGAACUGUCAACGGUCAGCAUGUGACGACUAUUUGCAACGAAGGCACUAUUGUUAUACCGACAGAUGUUGGUGGCGGCAAUAACAUUGCAAUAUACAACGACGGCACAGUCGACAUGCCAAUAGGCGUAAGCGGUGGCAAGAAGACGACGAAAUACAAUGAGCCCGGCAAAUCCAAUACUACAAAGCGCAGUAGAGGAGCUCAUGAUAGGAGCCACAGGAACCACUAUCGCACUCAUGACGAAACCAACGAGUAUGACUACAGAAACGAUAACACAGCCUACGGCUACACACAUGAUGCGUUCAACGAACCCAAUCCUACUGUAAACGAUUGGACCGAGCAUGGAAACUACAACGGAGCCAACGUUUAUCAUCACGGCGCCUCUAGUGGAAACCAGCUGAUCAGUAUAGAUCAUUCAUGGAACAACAAUAGUUUUGGCAUACACAAUGCUCCAGGAGGCCAAGUUUCUGUGCCAGCAGGUUCCACUAACAACAACAAUAUUGCCAUAUACAAUGCACCCACCGGCAAGAUUGUAAUGCCGGCUAAUGUAGCCGAUACCAACAACCUUGCCAUACACAACGCACCGAACGGCAAGAUUAUCAUGCCGACAAGUGGUGCCGACGGCAGUCACAAGAAUCCCGAAUUGAGCGAAGCGCAGCGAGGUGGCCAAGGUUGCCAACCAACAACCUAUGAGGCUCUCCGGGAUCACGGCGCCGAUGAGCUCCAGCUGUACUUUCUUCCCCAUAUCAGCCGGGAUCCCAAAGACGAGAGGACAUCGGGCGUUCUUUGCGACGACCAAGGUCUGUGCGAUAGACUCACUAGCAGUCUUCACCUGCCGCCUUUCUUCUUGCAGCACAAAGCGUGGGACUCCAACGGGUUCCUCAUCAACCGACACGUCGCAGCUCCCGAGGACCAUGAUAUUCAAAGCUAUGCGGGUCGAUUUUUGAUAAAGAUUGUGGCGUCGGCGAACAACAAGUGGACGUAUUCCUGGCAGUUCUUGUCGUUUAGCAUCCUUUGGGCUAAGAAUUUCAAUGACGGCAAAGUAUCCUGCGUGGUGGUUUGCUAUGAUGACUGUGGCCAAUUGGAGGGCAAGAUCUCAGACGCGUUGAAAAAUUACUCACCAGCAGACAUCAAGGAUAGCCCGCUCGCCAUUUAUGAUGCUUUCCUGCAGGUGGUUAUUUGGGAAUAUGAUUCCGCGCUCUGGGGGUUCCGGGAACCAGUCAGAAACAUUGAAAAGGCUCGAGAGGCAUUUAUCAAGGAUGUUAUCGCCAUCGAAAUAAAGGGAGAGAGUGAAAAGAUCACAAAAAAGUAUACGAAUAUGCAUGAGCUAUCUCGUCAUUCAAUUCACAUGAGCGAAACACUUCAAGCGGCUUCCAAGACCGUCGAAGAAACCCUCCGCGAUAUUGAGACAAGGUUGAUAAGCCCUGAGUCAGGGUUGGGUCUUGCAACCAUGAACACCAAGAACAUCGUUGCUGGCAUCCGAUUCUCUAACAUCUUUCUCAACAACCUCAAGCUGCGAUCUGAUGCCUUUGUGGCACGGCUUGAGAAUGAAAUCCAGAUGGCAUACAACAUGGUUAGCGUUUAUCAGCUCAAGGAAUCAAACGAGUCUACGGGGUUGACCAAAUUCGUAACCCAUUUGACCCUUUUCUUCCUGCCCUUCACUUUUGUUGCGGGCUUUUGGGGGAUGAACUUCACCCAGCUAGACAGCGACAGAAAGAUGUACGUAUCCACAGACAUCUGGAUGUUCGUUGUGACGGGGUUCGGAUCAACGCUCGCAGCAUUCAUCGUCCUGUAUUAUAGACGAAUCGCCGCCACGACCAAGACCGUGUACAACAAAAUCACCCCGGCUCCCGUGCGCCGACCAACCUUUGGCCUCGGCAAUCAAUUCACUUGGGAUAUAGGCCGCAAGGCGUGA
Molecule: messenger RNA, 1977 nt
Organism: Clonostachys byssicola
Lineage: Eukaryota; Fungi; Ascomycota; Sordariomycetes; Hypocreales; Bionectriaceae
Source: the annotation of a GenBank genome assembly